Messenger RNA from Diprion similis, 2448 nucleotides. Its product is annotated as dynein axonemal intermediate chain 4-like. The record is from RefSeq and is a predicted model, not a curated record. Bases 53 to 2386 code for a protein of 777 amino acids. The transcript has 4 exons. NCBI's taxonomy places the organism in Eukaryota, Metazoa, Arthropoda, Insecta, Hymenoptera, Diprionidae. Gene Ontology annotation, molecular function: dynein heavy chain binding; dynein light chain binding. Gene Ontology annotation, biological process: cilium movement. Gene Ontology annotation, cellular component: axonemal dynein complex.
CACAGCAAAGAAAUUUAUUUCAGGAUGUUGGCAAUGCCGAUAGUUGUUGACGAUGAUCGAUAUCACCCCUCGUUACAGCCGUAUAUCAUUUCAACGUUUCCUCAUACAAGAAAAAUCGAUGCCGAAGAAAAUGCGGAGUAGAAGCAUAUCGUUAAGGAAACUGGCGAGUUCUGAUGGGGGUGGUAACAAAAACCAAAGUAUCACGUCAGCGAAAACGUCAAUGCUACCGAGAAACCGUCGACUUCCACAGAAAACCUUAACCUCCAUACUAAAUCAGAGACGAAAUUUUCGCGUGAUACAAGACGAUGUUGACGUAACGCCUAAAAAUUUAACUCACGCCGUUUAUCAUGAGAUCGAAGAACAUCACCUAACAGCCUUCGACACAAUCGGUUUGGGCCAGGGCUCAAGUAACACCCAACUCUUUUCUCAAUCUUCGGGAUCUCAGUAUGGAAAUUUGAAAACCACUUCCUCCCUCAUAAUCAAGUCCAGCUCGAUUCACAUGCAGCAGACUCAGCUUAUGGAUGAAUUUACUAUAGAUGGGAGUCUAAUAUCCGGUACUCUUUUGUCCAUUACGGAUGAAGACAGAGCUCCAUCACAGUUUUAUCUGCCCAGGUACGAUUUGGGUCUUAUUCGUGUCCAUCCAGAAAAAGUGAACAUAAUUCUGCAAGAGACAGAUGUAUUUUUCUUAUUCGAGUUACCGCAGUUAACUGUUGACGUAUCAUCAGAGGAGGGCUUAGCAGUAAAGCAAACGAAUGAAGAGUAUGAGUACAUCACCGUAGGUCCGGGGUCGAACAGAAAAUUGGCCAAUGCUGAAGCCCAAACGCCAUGUGUCUAUCGUAAGAAUAGAUCUACAUAUCUAGCUAGAACAAAGCGAAGGAAUCAAGGAAAUAUGGUGAAUAACUGGAUCAUGUAUGAUACUUUCGAAAAAUUGAAUACCUCGAAAUCUGAGGGUCCAAUCUUCAUUCAGUUGGAAGAGACAAGACAAAAGGCCCUAGAAAAAAAGAUUAGUCCAACGAAGUUACCGCAGAUCGAGGAAAGCAGUGAACAACGGACGCUAGAAAUGCAAUUGGCGCAGCUGGCCGAACAGACUGACUUUUUAGAUUCAGCUACAAUCGUGGAGCGUAUGGUAGCCAGCAACCUCUACAUAGUAGCUCAAAAACGAUUCAAAGGAAUAAUAAAACAAGACCCGUACAGUCCUGAACUGCAAUUCACGUACAGUUUAGAUUUCUUGUGGUCUUUUGCAUCUGAACACAGCGCGGGAUACAACGUGGCUUGUUUUUGUUGGAACUACGUUAACAAAGACGUUCUGGCUGUAGGCUAUGGGCCAAUUGAAAACCAGGAAAACCAUCAAGGACUUGUAAUGAUAUGGACAGCGAAAAACCCGCACAGGGCUGGCCGAUGGCAUUACUUCAAUAGUCCGGUUUCCGCUCUUGACUGGAGUCGAAACCGGCCAAAUCUCUUGGCGAUUGGAUUUUACGACGGUGUACUGCAGGUCAUCGAUGUCAGCAAUAAGCAUUUGGUCAUCAUGCGUUGUAGCAGCAGAUCAAGCUCGCCUUCGUACGCACCGCACUGGCAAGUGCAAUGGUGGCCGGGUGAAGACGAGGUUAUGUUUGAGGAGCAGCUCUAUACAUGCAAUCAGGACGGACGUAUUCUUUCUUACAGAGCCGACACAGACUUCAGUUGCAACCAGAUAAUGCGUAUCAGUAGAAACGAGAGGAAAAUCAAGGGUGUAGAACAGCAGCCCGAACAGUGCGGCGUCCACGACAUUUCCAUCACCAGAAACCCAGGAGCACUCGUAUUGUGCAAGCAUCCGGGGCUGCCAAUGAUCUACUUCGUCGGAUCUGAUGAGGGUUGUGUUCACCGAUGUUCGACAACUUAUUUGCAGCAACACAUCGAUAGUUUUCGAGCACACAACGGUCCAAUUUAUGCUAUAGAAUUUUCGCCAUUUUGUUCAAAAAUUUUUCUAACUUGUGGGGCAGACUGGUGCACGAGAAUAUGGGCUGAUGGGAUAAACGAACCUUUGAUCACGUUAUCGACCCAAAUGGCCUGCGUUCAGAAGGCGGCUUGGAGUCCGAAGAUUUCUACGGUCGUAGCGACGAUUGUCAAUAAUCAAAUAGACAUCUGGGAUAUCAGAAGGAAAUCUUAUACCCCAGCCUCGAGCACAAUUUGCGAUACUCAAGGACGACUUUUGCUUCUAGAGUUUACUGCCAACGGAAAUCAGCUCGUUGCCGGUGAUAGUCUAGGUACCAUAUUCAUUUACAACCUCGAAGGAAUGCCCUUUCCGCCAUAUGAUCAAACCGGAGUUCUCGUCACGUUUAUACUUAAGGCACUUGAAACGAAGCCCAACUUAAUCAGGAAACUAAAAAAACUAGGAAAACCGUUCUAGCACGAUGGAUCGAUGGAUAUUUAUCUAAAUGAGUACAUUACUGUCCGAUUGGAUCAAUUACA